CGCCUGUCACCUGUGUGUUAAUUGAGCGUGGGGCAGUGUGAGGUAUGCGGGUCACAUGACCGCGGUGCGGAGCAGGAGACGCCCUGCUGUCUCCUCCAGAGACCGUCUGUCCCCCAAAGCCCAACACUGCUGCCCAGAGCUCUGCUCCCGUGGAUCAUGUCUCCGAGGCGGAUGGAAACCAAGCCGCUGAUCUUCUGUCUGAAGACGCUGCUGCUGCUCUACUGCCUCGUCUUCUGGGUGACAGGUGUGGUGCUGCUGUCUGUGGGUCUGUGGUGGAGGUUCAUGUUGGGUCCCUACACCUCUCUGAUCUCCAGCGGGUCCUCCAAUGCGCCCUACGUCCUCACCGCCACCGGGGGCGCCAUCGUGCUGUUCGGGCUCUUUGGCUGCUUCGCCACCUGCAGGGGGGGGGCCUGGAUGCUCCGACUGUAUGCCGUGUUUCUGUCUCUGGUCUUCAUGACUGAACUCAUCGUUGGAAUAUCAGGAUUUGUCUUUCGUCACGAGAUCAAAGGGUCGUUCCUGACCACCUUCAGCGACGCUGUGAUGAGAUACGAUGGGCGGGACGACCGGAGUUUGGCUGUGGACGGAGUCCAACGAAGGUUGCUCUGCUGUGGCGUCCACAACUACACCAGCUGGCUGGAGUCGCUGUAUUUCCCUGCGGGGGGGGUUCCUGCCAGCUGCUGCGUCAGCUUCUCCGACUGCGCCGCCACCGACCUGAAGGACGCCGCGCUGGCCUCCCGCAAGGUGCACAAGCAGGGUUGUUAUGAGUUAGUGACGUCCUUCCUCGAGGGAAACAUGGGAAUAAUCGCUGGAGUGACGUUCGGCGUCGCCUUCUCUCAGCUGAUAGGAAUGUCUCUGGCCUGCUGCUUGUCUCGCCUCAUCCACGCCAACCAGUACGAGAUGGUGUGACCAGUACGCACACAG
Molecule: messenger RNA, 921 nt
Organism: Pungitius pungitius (ninespine stickleback)
Lineage: Eukaryota; Metazoa; Chordata; Actinopteri; Perciformes; Gasterosteidae
Product: tetraspanin-7-like
Exons: 8
Coding region: 157-906 (249 amino acids)
Cellular component (GO): plasma membrane
Source: RefSeq, a predicted model, not a curated record